This is a messenger RNA of Sinocyclocheilus anshuiensis, 1643 nucleotides long. RefSeq names its product carbohydrate sulfotransferase 12-like. Lineage: Eukaryota; Metazoa; Chordata; Actinopteri; Cypriniformes; Cyprinidae. Gene Ontology annotation, biological process: proteoglycan biosynthetic process; carbohydrate biosynthetic process. The record is from RefSeq and is a predicted model, not a curated record. Gene Ontology annotation, cellular component: membrane. Gene Ontology annotation, molecular function: sulfotransferase activity. Bases 117 to 1427 code for a protein of 436 amino acids. The transcript has 2 exons.
UCCCUCCUCAGCUGAGCUGACGCCGUCUGCCUGCCGAGAAAUCCAGACUCCUGCGAUGAUGAGACUAUGAUGAAUGCAGUCUGGGCUGUCGAUUGUGUAAUGGAGUUGAUGUGAGAAUGGCAAUUCCUCAGUCAAAAUCAACCAAAAUGGGAAAGUCCAGACUGUUCCGCAUUUUUAUGAUUGUGGGUGCCGUCUUCAUGAUUCUUCUUAUAAUCAUAUACUGGGAUGAUGUGGGGGCCUCUAAUUUUUACCUGCACACAACCAUCUCUGGGCCCCAUCCGUCCCGCCUCUCUCCGCAGAGCCGUCGUGACCCUGAAAAGAAAGUAGAGGAAGACAAAGAGAGCUCGUUUUUGAUGGACAUAGAAGCUUUUGUCAACCAGUUUUUAGAAGGAACCGCAGACCCCACGGAACAGGUGAGAGGAGAACCACCCCCUGGAGAUGCCCACAAUCAGUCCUCUGAGAAAUCAGAGGAGAAAUUUGUCCCGAGAAGAGAGUGGAAGAUCCAUCUGACGCCAAUUGACCCUGAGAAAAAACAAAGGCAGGACAGUAGAAAGCAGCUGAUCCAAGAUGUGUGCAGUAACAAAAGUUAUUUUGACUUCCCCGGAAAGAACAGGACUUUUGAUGACAUACCCAAUAAAGAAUUGGAUCACCUCAUCGUGGACGACAGGCAUGGGAUUAUUUACUGUUACGUUCCCAAGGUGGCCUGCACAAACUGGAAGCGCAUCAUGAUCGUGCUGAGCGAGAGCCUGUUAUUGGACGGCGUGCCCUACCAAGACCCUCUAGAUGUUCCUCAGGAGCUCAUCCAUAACAGUAGCCUGCACUUCACCUUCAACAAGUUCUGGAAGCGCUAUGGAAAGUUCUCACGGCACCUCAUGAAAAUCAAGCUUAAGAAAUACACCAAGUUUUUGUUCAUCAGGGAUCCUUUCGUACGACUGAUCUCUGCCUAUCGCAACAAAUUCGAACAAGAGAACGAGGACUUCUACAAAAGAUUUGCGCUUGUCAUGCUGAGAAAAUUCAGCAAUUACUCGGAUCCACCGGCAUCAGUCGUGGACGCUUUUGCCACUGGGAUUCGACCGUCUUUCUCAAAUUUCGUUCAGUAUUUAUUGGAUCCUAACACUGAGAAAGAGAUGCCUUUCAACGAGCACUGGAGACAAAUGUACCGUCUGUGCCAUCCCUGCCAGAUAAAUUAUGAUUUCGUGGGGAAGCUGGAGACCUUGGAUGAGGACGCUGAGCAUUUGUUGCGGAUUCUCCGCGUAGACAAUGUUGUGGAGUUCCCACAAAGUCAUCGCAAUCGAACGGUCAGCAGUUGGGAGCAGGACUGGUUUGCCAACAUACCAUUGGAGUUCAGAAAAGAGCUGUACAGGCUCUAUGAGGCCGACUUUAAACUGUUUGGAUAUUCUAAACCAGAGAAGCUGUUACAUGAGUGAUACGCUGAUUGUCAACUUUACUGAGGUGCUGACAAGAUUUUCACAGCUGAAGAAACAGGGCAAUAGGAGUUCCUGCUGCUUGGUUCUUAAUGUGCGGCUCUUUCACAUGAUGCUGUUUAUAAACGCCCUUUCGCAUGACUCGCGUCCUGAGGAUCAAUGUUUGGCUAGUUAGCAUGGUCCAGUUAAAGGGGUCAUAUGAUGUUGCUAAAAAGAACA